Messenger RNA from Lactuca sativa (garden lettuce), 1139 nucleotides. RefSeq names its product calcium-binding protein CBP. The record is from RefSeq and is a predicted model, not a curated record. Lineage: Eukaryota; Viridiplantae; Streptophyta; Magnoliopsida; Asterales; Asteraceae. Gene Ontology annotation, molecular function: calcium ion binding.
UAACCUCUUCUCACAAAAUACACAUAUCAUCGCUUACUUCAAACCCCCCCUCUGAAAAAUCAUCAUGUCUGGAUACCCCCAUAACACACCGGGAUACGGUGCUCCACCGUCAUCACAGCCAUACUCCUCCGCCCCUUACGGCGCCCCAGCUCAACCCUACGGUGCCCCAGCACAACCUUACGGCGCUCCGGCCCCAGCACAACCCUACGGCGCCCCUGCACAGCCCUACGGCGCAUCACAGCCUCCACAUGGUCACCCUCAACAAUCCCCUUACGCACCGGUAGCCAGUCCAUACGGCGCACCACCGCCUUCAGCCCCUUACGGCGCACAUCCAGAAACUAAACCGCCAAAAGAGAACAAACCCUCAUCCUCCCCCUACGGUGCUCCUCAACCCGGCGGUGGAUACCCACAGGCACAGGGUGGAUACGGCAGCCCGUUUUCGGCUCUUUUGCCGUCGACGUUUCCUCCAGGAACAGAUCCGAACGUGGUGGCGUGCUUCCAGGUCGCCGAUCAGGACGGAAGUGGAAUAAUUGAUGAUAAGGAAUUGCAGAGGGCUUUGUCUUCGUACAAUCAAAGCUUCAGUAUUCGUACUGUUCAUCUUCUUAUGUAUACCUUCACCAACACGAACACUAGGAAGAUCGGACCGAAAGAAUUCACACAAGUGUUCUACAGUUUACAAAAUUGGAGGGCAAAUUUUGAGAAAUUUGAUAGAGAUCGCAGUGGGAAGAUCGAUCAGAAUGAAUUGAGAGAGGCGCUGAUGAGUCUAGGGUUUGCAGUUUCACCUGUUGUUUUAGAUUUGCUGGUUUCCAAGUUUGACAAGACUGGUGGAAAGAACAAAGCUAUCGAAUACGACAACUUCAUUGAAUGUUGCUUGACUGUUAAGGGACUAACUGAAAAGUUCAAGGAGAAGGACACGGCAUACACGGGGAAUGCAACGUUCACAUAUGAAGCGUUCAUGUUGACCGUUUUGCCCUUUCUUAUUGCUUAGGGUUUGUGUCUACAACAAUCUUGUUUAAAAUUAGGUUUGAGUUCCUAUGGUAAAUCAACCUUGCUUGUUUUUUUUUUCUUUAAUGUUCCAUGUAUUUUCAACUUUCUCUGUGAUGUUUUGGUUGCUAAUAAAAUGUUUCACAACUUCUUAA